AUGGAAUCCGACACGACAUCGCAUCUACGGCCGUCUCUUCUGACCUCGUUUCUCUCCAGAGGCUCACGGCCCAGGAGUACCGCUGCAUCGCCCACCGGUGUUGAUUCCCCCGCAGCGACAGCGACUCCAGGAGGUCUACAGAGCGCUAGUGGGCCCAUGACCGUCACGAAUGCACGCAGGAGAAAUGGCGCCGCGCCUGGUGGCCAAACGGCGGCAGCGAGCUCGCCUAUUGGCACGUCUUUGCCUCUCAACUCGACAAGCAUGCCUGGUCCAACGGCGACAUCGUUUUCUCAGAUGCUCAGGAGACGACGGUCGAAUAACGGAAACCUGGCUGCUGCUGCGUCAAACGCUAAUAACAACUCUACACACGGCGCAUCCGCGUCUGCUGCUCCCGGGCACGCUCAUCAGCAGCAACAGCAGCAGCAACAGCAACAACAAGCAAACGGAAAUGCUCCCAAUCUUCAUGCUGCGAGCUCGUCGACGCCCAAUCCGGCGUCGUUUGGCCCAGCGCAUCGUAUCCGCCUCGUCCCCCAUCUUGACCCCCAGCGUGCGCUCCAUUUCGAUCCCAUUGUCCGUGAAUGCAGAGAGGGUGCCCCCGCAAUCCGUAUUGGGAGAUUUACAGAUCGCUCGGGGACACUUGCCGCGAGCACAAACUCACUCACAGGCAAGAUUGCCUUCAAGUCAAAGGUAGUCAGUCGCGGCCAUGCAGAGCUCUGGUGCGAGCCAGGUGGCAAGUUCUACGUCAAAGACACUUCGUCAUCCUCCGGCACUUUUCUUAACCAUAUGCGCCUGUCCCAUGCAGGUGUUGAAUCCCGUCCAUUCCUUCUCAAAGAUGGGGAUAUUUUGCAGCUAGGCGUCGACUAUCAAGGUGGAACAGAAGAGAUUUAUCGAUGUGUGAAGAUACGUAUCGAGAUUGGCCGCGAAUGGCAAGCAGGCCCCAAUCCGUUCAACACAAACGCCCUCGCACAGCUCAAGUCAUUAUCAAACCUGCCAACUUCCGUCUCGGCGCCUGCUGGGGCAGGCGCGUCUUCAGGUCAGAAAAAGCCCAAGAAGUCUUCCGUCAGUGAUUGCUGCAUCUGUCUCUUCCCGGUGACAGUAUGUCAAGCGUUAUUUAUCGCCCCUUGCUCGCACUCGUUUCAUUACAAGUGUAUUCGAGGCACCUUGGUCGACAAUCACCCCGGAUUCUCAUGCCCACUUUGCCGCUCUUUCCACGACUUGGAGGCAGAUGUUGAAGUCGAUAUCGAAGAAGAGGAGGAAUGGGAAGAACUUCCCGAACCUGUCGCGGCCGCACCAGCUGUAGAAGAUACAGGAGCGGAGGCCGAUGGUGAAGCGGAUGUGUCAGCCGCGGUUCAUAACGACCAUACCGACAUGGAGAUUGUGGAUGUGGGACUAUCCGGACACGUUUCAGGUAUGAGACGUAGCGUAGACGACGACGACGAUGCUCCGCAUGGGUUUAGGACUGCGGCCGAAGACACUGGACGCAGUGUUUUACUUCCUCAGGGAUUGAGACCCCAGGUGCCUCCACUACCACCAGCACCGUCGAAUACGACCCCAAGGCGAACGCCACGACGAAAUAUGACCCAAGGUUCAGGCUCGAACCACGUUGCCGAUGACAUUGAUAGAGGAUUCGAGACGGAUGGAGGUGUGAUUCGGCUUCGCACGAGUCCGGGUGGUGGUCCUGGACACUUGCGAUCUGCCAGCGGUCGGAAUCGAUCGACCAUCUACAACCUCGUGCAUGGAGCCUCUAACAGCACGUCUACAAGCACACACCCUACUGGUUCCGGCACCGUGAACAAUCACGGAUACUCUGGCAUGAGCUCUGCACCAAACCUGCUCCGACCUGGCUCGUCGAUGGGCCACAACGUGCAAUAUGUCAACAACGGAAGCGGGAUGAACGGUACCGUGACGCCACCACCACCAGCACACGGACCCUCGACGCAGCCAUACCCUAUUCGAUCGCCUACGACGAGCCAUCAGCCGCAUGCGCUUGUCCACUCGUCGUCCAAUGGAGGCGUACCGCGCGCGACCAUGUCGGGAUCGCUUCCUAGUGGGAGUGGUACCCAUCUCUUUGGAGAUUCGGGUGCGGGACCGGCUGUCCCCGACAAGGAUCGUCCACAGGUUCAUCCGAGUGAGGAUGGGAUGCUCGAGGAGCGUCCACUCGAUCCCAAUGCGAGUGGGUUCCUUGGGUUUGGUAGCAAGCGAAAGCGAUAG
Molecule: messenger RNA, 2211 nt
Organism: Serendipita indica DSM 11827
Lineage: Eukaryota; Fungi; Basidiomycota; Agaricomycetes; Sebacinales; Serendipitaceae
Source: the annotation of a GenBank genome assembly